GCGUUUAUUGUUAACAUUUUUUUUUUUUGUAAAGGUUCUCGUGAAAAUAGAGAAACAUUGAAAACGUCAAUGGCGGCAACCUUGUAGCAGGGGCAACUUUGGUAGGGCGCUGGGUCCUAUGCGUUUGAAAAUUGAAAUUGAAUGCAUACGAUCCAGUAAAACUGCCCGUCAAAAUUGGGUUUUUUUUGUCACCAAAAAGUGCAUCUGCUCUGUUUUGGGCCUUUCAAUUGUUACUGUAAACGUGGAAGCAUCGCUACCAGCGGGAGAAAUGGAAGCAAGUUCAGUUUCAGUCAUGGAAUUCCCUUUUAUUCUGCAACCCAACUCGAAUCACAUAACGAGAACGUCUCUUCGUUUCCAUGUUUGAUUUUUCCCUCUUUCAGCCGCCGCUGUUCUAUUAGUUCCAUAGAGCAGCCAGUCUGGAACAAAGUAGAGAAAUGACGAGAAGGGUUGAAGGAGGAAGGCUUUGUGAGGAAUUCUCACCAGCUGGAUAUUACUACUACGGGAUUUGCACGGCAGGAGGGAUGCUGAGUGCUGGGACUACCCAUCUCGCCAUCACCCCUUUGGAUGUCCUCAAAGUUAAUAUGCAGGUAAACCCGAUCAAGUACAACAGCAUUUCAUCGGGUUUGACUACCCUUUGGAAAGAACAAGGUGCUUCUGCCCUUUGGAGAGGUUGGUCUGGCAAGUUCUUUGGUUAUGGCAUUCAAGGCGGCUUCAAAUUUGGCCUUUAUGAGUACUUCAAGAAUCUUUACUCCGAUACAUUGGUAGAUCACAACCGGAGUGUCAUAUUCUUUAUGAGCAGUGCAUCUGCUCAAGUAUUUGCAGAUGUGGCGCUCUGCCCUUUUGAAGCUAUUAAAGUCCGUGUUCAAACACAGCCCAGUUUUGCAAAGGGCUUGGUUGAUGGGUUUCCAAAACUAUAUAUGACUGAAGGGCUAUCUGGCUUGUAUAGAGGGCUUUUCCCUCUUUGGGGUCGCAAUCUUCCAUUCUCUAUGAUAAUGUUUUCUACAUUUGAGCAUUCAGUAGACCUAACUUAUCGCAAUAUCAUUCAAAGGAAAAAAGAAGAUUGCUCUAGAGCCCAGCAGCUCGGCGUGACGUGUUUGGCAGGAUAUGCUGCUGGAGCAUUUGGUACCCUAAUUUCUAAUCCUGCUGAUAACAUUGUUUCUUUGCUUUACAACAAGAAGGCUGAAAAUGUGCUGCAGGCUGUGAAGAACACUGGGCUUGUCAAUUUAUUUACUAGAAGUCUCCCUAUUCGAAUUGCAUUUGUGGGUCCUGUUAUAACGCUUCAAUGGUUAUUCUAUGAUGCCAUUAAAGUGCUAAAUGGGCUGCCUACUAGUGGAGAGCUUAUCAAGCACCUAGAGGAAAAAUCAGCUUGAGCCUGUGAAAUGAGAUCAAUCUCCCCACCUGCCUACGGUGAAGUCAGAUCAAUUUCUUCCUUCAUUACAGAUAAUAACAGCAACCUCCGUAGCCUUAUUUGGUAGAACAAACAUGGUCAUCUCAUUUUGCAGACACCACGCAUGAUGGUGAUAGGAUAUGCCAAUUUAUGUCUUGACCCCCUUUUCUUUUUACCAUCCAAAGUUCAUGAAGUAUAUAUAUUCACCUCUUUGUAUUUUUUGGAGUGGGGGAAGGGGGGCGGCCCUAUAGGAAUGUUGUGAUUUGUACUCUUACGACUGCAUGAAUGUGCAGCCUGGUUUCUGAAUUUUUUUAGUUGCUUGGUUGUGAAAAUGCAUAAAGUGUUGAGGUUCGUCA
Messenger RNA from Malania oleifera, 1743 nucleotides. RefSeq names its product mitochondrial phosphate carrier protein 1, mitochondrial. Gene Ontology annotation, molecular function: phosphate transmembrane transporter activity. The transcript has 6 exons. The coding region runs from base 435 to 1370 and encodes 311 amino acids. The record is from RefSeq and is a predicted model, not a curated record. NCBI's taxonomy places the organism in Eukaryota, Viridiplantae, Streptophyta, Magnoliopsida, Santalales, Ximeniaceae. Gene Ontology annotation, cellular component: mitochondrial inner membrane. Gene Ontology annotation, biological process: mitochondrial phosphate ion transmembrane transport.